AUGACACCAGAGAAUGAUAUGGUGCUGGUUGUGACCCUCCUCAGCAUUGUGACUAUGAUCACUGCCUUAUUGAACGUUUCAGUCAUACUUGCGAUCAUGAACACCAAAAAACUCCACCUGCCCGCCAACUACCUGAUCUGUUCUUUGGCUGUCACUGACUUCCUGGUGGCCAUCUUGGUGAUGCCCCUAAGCGUCCUCUACAUCGCCACAAAGAGGUGGAUGUUGGGAUGUAUAGUCUGUGAGGCGUGGCUGAGCGUGGACAUGAUCUGCUGCACCUGCUCCAUCCUGCAUCUAUGUGCCAUCGCCCUGGACCGCCACUGGGCCAUCACCAACGCCCUGGAGUACGCCUGCAAGAGAUCCCCGCGCCGCGCCGCCAUCAUGGUCACCAUCGUGUGGACCAUCUCCAUCCUCAUCUCAGUGCCGCCUCUGUUCUGGAGGCACAGCGGGGAUGACAACUUCGGCAACUACACCAAGUGUAUCAUCGAGCAUGACCACAUCGGCUACACCAUCUACUCCACCUUCGGGGCCUUCUACAUCCCCAUGGCCCUCAUCCUCAUCCUCUACUACAGGAUCUUCAUUGCUGCCCGGACCUUGUACCACAAACAGAGCUCCUCUGGGAGCCUGUGUAAGAAGAGAGCUAGCAGCCACAACUGCCUCAGUAGCUGCUGCAUUGCACCAACGUCUCUCUGUGCGUCUGAGCUGUCUACCUCAGAUCCCGUGCUAAACACAGAGCUGAAUAGAGUCAACGAUCCCACCGGCCCAAGCCAGGUAGCGGGGGACUGGGGGACUUGUGAUGAGAGGACCCAGAUCUGUGCCUCCAGAGAGAGGAAGGCUGCCCUCACACUAGGCCUCAUCCUGGGGGCUUUUAUCCUAUGCUGGCUGCCUUUCUUUGUUAAAGAGUUGCUGGUGGGCAUCCGGGUGUUUCAUGCCUCAGCACAGGUGUCGGACUUCCUCACGUGGCUGGGAUACGUUAACUCACUCAUCAACCCCCUGCUCUACACCAGCUUCAAUGAGGACUUCAAAAAGGCUUUUAAGAAACUGCUCCGAUGUAACAAGCGCAAAUAG
This is a messenger RNA of Salvelinus namaycush (lake trout), 1065 nucleotides long. Its product is annotated as 5-hydroxytryptamine receptor 1E-like. The coding region runs from base 1 to 1065 and encodes 354 amino acids. Gene Ontology annotation, molecular function: neurotransmitter receptor activity; G protein-coupled serotonin receptor activity. The record is from RefSeq and is a predicted model, not a curated record. Gene Ontology annotation, biological process: G protein-coupled receptor signaling pathway, coupled to cyclic nucleotide second messenger; chemical synaptic transmission. The transcript has a single exon. Lineage: Eukaryota; Metazoa; Chordata; Actinopteri; Salmoniformes; Salmonidae. Gene Ontology annotation, cellular component: membrane; dendrite.